ACGUCACUGCCAUUCUAUCCAAUAAUAUCACAGAUGUCAUAGUUUGAAUCGACUUCAAGCGGUUGGUUUAUGGACAGUAAAAUAGAAGAGAUAAUUUAAUUCAUGAUGGCUGCAAGAAGAGGUUUCCAAGCCAAUGGUGAUAACACGUCUGUGGUGAGACCAGCCGAGAGAGUGCCACUGAGAAAUCUACAGAACGAGUUACUGGGUCAGCAACUGGCCUUGUCUGCAACUAAGGUGUUCAGUAAAUCUCCUUUCAAAAAAAAGGGUGAAACGGUCCAGGGGGAGGGGCUGCCGCACUGUUCACCUCUCUGCAGGGCGUCCAACGGCAUAGCUCCCCUCAUCGAAACGGCGCUCACCAAGGAGAACACUGCGGCCAAUACAGCUAAGCGAGAUGAGUCUGUUGCUCAGAAGGGCUGUCCUGAUUCGCUCUUGGCUGAUUUGAUUGACAAGGGGGUUGAGCCCCAGACCAGGACCAGCUUUAGCUCAGUGCUGAUACAAUCGGACAUGACCGGUACAGCGCUAACAGGAAAUGCAGAGGACGUUUCUGGUAUGGGGCUAACAGGACGUGCAGAGGAAUGGGCAAACAGUGUCAGCGCACCGGACCAACAGGCUUCGGUGGGUUGUUUGAGUGACAGCUUGACCAGCUGCCAAACUCAAACCGCCACUGGGGACUCUGCUGUUGAGCCCUGCACUGAUGGCAGAGCUGGGGAGGUAACGUUCAGAUCCCUGCACUGUUCUGGGGUUGAGUUGGAGAUCGCUGACACCUCUUCCCUUCCAGAAGAGUCUGUUGUGCUUUUGCCUGAACGUUCCGCAGACUUGUCCAGCUGCUGUUCAUUUCAGAAAAACUGCAGUGGUCAUCUGGACUUCUCCCAGCAUGUGGGCCUGAAUCCCAGUAACAAGUGUGAAGACCAUGCUUACUGCCUCCAGAAACGAGGUGGCUCCUGUUUCAGAGAUGCUCUUCUUCCGGAAGAGUGUUCAGAGAAGAGUGUUACUGCUGACCAAUCGCAGGACAGCGCAGAGAAGGGCGUUACUGUUGACCAAUCACAGGACAAGACGGAGAACAAUGUCAUUGCUGACCAAUCUCAGGACUCUGUGACUGCUGACCAAAUGCAGAAUAAGGUAGAGCAGAGUCUUUCUGCUGACCAAUCACAGGACAAGACAGAAAACUGUGUCCCUGCCCAAGCACAGGACACUACAGAGAAGAGUCUUGUAGCUGACCAAUCACAGGGUAUUGCAGAGAAGGGUCUUGCUGUUGACCAGUCACAGAGCACAGCAGUUCAGGGUCUUGUUGCUGAGUGCAGAGAGCAUGAUGCAGUUUUGCAGACGGGGGGCUCUGAUGUCACCCCUGGGCACACUCAGGAGAGAUACUCUGAAACCCCUUCCUGUGUGGAGACGGGAAGCCCAGCACUAGCCAAGACGUCCCGUCUGUGGCAGGAGGCCCCCGGGUGCCCCUGGAACACGGUAGACAGCCCUGUGGGGCCCCGAGGGAGCAGGCUGUGGAUGGGCAUCCUAGAGAGCCCCAUGCCCCUACCACAACUCAACUCCACCCUGAUUCAGCCCAUACCGAUCCCUACCACUGCCACAUCCCAAACCAGGGAGCCUGAUUCAGGGGUACUACCUACUCCUGCUAAGGGGGGUACUGGCCCGGAACUGGCCCCCCUGCAGACUAAGACCAGCUUUAGCUCAGUGCUGAUACAAUCGGACAUUACCGGUACAGCGCUAACAGGAAAUGCAGAGGACGUUUCUGGUAUGGGGCUAACAGGACGUGCAGAGGAAUGGGCAAACAGUGUCAGCGCACCGGACCAACAGGCUUCGGUGGGUUGUUUGAGUGACAGCUUGACCAGCUGCCAAACUCAAACCGCCACUGGGGACUCUGCUGUUGAGCCCUGCACUGAUGGCAGAGCUGGGGAGGUAACGUUCAGAUCCCUGCACUGUUCUGGGGUUGAGUUGGAGAUCGCCGACACCUCUUCCCUUCCAGAAGAGUCUGUUGUGCUUUUGCCUGAACGUUCCGCAGACUUGUCCAGCUGCUGUUCAUUUCAGAAAAACUGCAGUGGUCAUCUGGACUUCUCCCAGCAUGUGGGCCUGAAUCCCAGUAACAAAUCUGAAGACCAUGCUUACUGCCUCCAGAAACGAGGUGGCUCCUGUUUCAGAGAUGCUCUUCUUCCGGAAGAGUGUUCAGAGAAGAGUGUUACUGCUGACCAAUCACAGGACAAGACGGAGAACAUUGUCACUGCUGACCAAUCUCGGGCCACUGUUACUGCUGACCAAAUGCAGAAUAAGGUAGAGCAGAGUCUUUCUGCUGACCAAUCACAGGACAAGACAGAAAACUGUGUCCCUGCCCAAGCACAGGACACUACAGAGAAGAGUCUUGUAGCUGACCAAUCACAGGGUAUUGCAGAGAAGGGUCUUGCUGUUGACCUGUCACAGAGCACAGCAGUUCAGGGUCUUGUUGCUGAGUGCAGAGAGCAUGAUGCAGUUUUGCAGACGGGGGGCUCUGAUGUCACCCCUGGGCACGGUCAGGAGAGAUACUCUGAAACCCCUUCCUGUGUGGAGACGGGAAGCCCAGCACUGGCCAAGACAUCCCGUCUGCGGCAGGGGGGCCCCAGGUGCCCCUGGGACACGGUAGACAGCCCUGUGGGGCCCCGAGGGAGCAGGCUGUGCAUGGGCAUCCUAGAGAGCCCCAUGCCCCAACCACAACUCAACUCCACCCUGAUUCAGCCCAUACCGACCCCUACCACUGCCACAUCCCAGACCAGGGAGCCUGAUUCAGGGGUACUACCUACUCCUGCUCAGGGGGAUAUUGGCCCGGAACUGGCACCCCUGCAGACCCCUGGGGACCUAACAGACACCGAAACAGGGCCUCCCCAGGAGAACCUUGCGCCACAGACACCUGGACGCCUGACUGAAACCCAAACAGGGCCCCUGGGGCCACAAGCACCUGGACACCAGGCAUGUACUAAGUCAGAGCCCCUACAGAUGUUGGGGGCCCUUUGGACCCCUGGAGACUUGGCAGGCCCUCAGUCCGGCCCCCUGCAGGAACGGCUGCUCCAGAUGGGGGCCCUGCUCCUUCGAGCCUCCCAGAACAUGGCCCCUGCAGUGGAGCAGCACAGCGCCUCCACAUGGACCAGCCCGGUAGCACUGGUGGAGCGCUCUGUUAACACCUCCGGCCUGUUCGAGCGCAGGAGGGAGGUCUCUGUGGCCGAGGCCAGCACCAGCACUGACUCCCUGCACUGGAUUGUGGCUCCUGAGGCAGUGGCGGGAUGGUCUCGGAGGGAUCUGGAACAGCGGUUCUUCUCCUCCAUCACUAUGGUGGAGGCUCUGUCCCAGCAGCUGGCCUCCGCCCAAACGCACACACACCACACACCCCCAAUCUCCGAGCUCAGGGACCGGGUGGUGCAGACUGACCUUACAGAGCUCAGCCAGGGUGUGAUGUACAGGGAGCUGUGUGUGAGAGCUCUGGAGAGGCUCAGGACCCUGGAACUCCAACAGGAGCAGCAGGAGCGCCUCCUGCAGGAGCUGAGGAGCAGCAGCACAGCCAUGGCUGCUAUGGCUGCAGAAACGGAGCGAGCUCUUUCCAGUGUAAACGAAAUGGGUCAAAUGGCCAGUGAGGACCAGGACAGCAUCUCCCAACAGAUGUGCCGGAUGAGGGCCCUGUACGGAAGGUUCCGGCAGGCUCAUAGGAGGAUGGAGGAGAGGGUGGAGCGAUGCGAACAGGAGAAACUCCUCACGGAGCAGCAGAGGGAGGAGGCGCUCAGGACCAAGGAGGCGUCCCUGCUGGUGCUGGAGCAGCUGCAGUGUCGUCAUGCCGCCCAGGUAGCCGAGCUGGAGAGGAGUGUGGGCUCUCACCUGGAGCUCAUCCCCGCGCUCUCUACCGCCUGCCAGGAACAGGUUUCUUUAAAUGAAGAGUAUGUUGAGUCUCUUCAGGCUGCGGAUGAACUCUUGAAGGGCACGAUAAGUGACCAGUCCAGGCUGAGUGAAGAGCUGAGUAAAGCCCGGUUCCUGCUCCGACGGACCGGCCCGGUUCUGCUGAAGCUGCACCAGGAAGCUGCCGCCGCCCUGCAGGCCCAGAACCAGCAGCAACGGGACACAGAAGAGAUUCAAGAUGAGCUGGAACUCACAGCUUCUCGCCUGUACGACGCCCAGCAGCAGAUAGGGGACCUUAACCUACAGGUCACCAUCCUCACCUCAGAGAUGGCGGUGCUGAGGCAGCGGAUGGGUGAGGUAGAGGAGGAGCGCGCUCAGGUGGAGAUGAAGAGCACAGAGCUCUCGGCCACACUGAGCUCCACACAGGCGUCCUGCAGCUUCCUACAGCAAGCGCUCAACGCCCAAACAAAGAGGAUGGAGGAGGUGCAGGAGGAGUCAUCCCAGCGUGUGGAGGAGCUGGAGAGAGCCCUGGCUGGAGGGGACGUCCAGCUGGCCCAAGCGCAGGCAGGUCUGCUGGAGCUCCAGACACAGCUCGCCAGCACCUGCGAAAUCAACGAGUUCCUGCAGAUGGAGAGCGAGGUGUCGCUGGAGCAGGUUGCCCAGAGCGAGGCCCUGGUGAAGUCUCACCUGCAGGGACUGAGGGAGAGGAACCUGGAGUGUGAGGACCUGAAGCAGGAGCUGUGUGCACUCCGGCUGCAGCGGGACGCUGUGCAGGAGGAGGUGCUCUCCACGCGGGAGAAAACGCGGAACCUGCUGCUGGACAUGGGGAACCAGCUGGCCCUGGCCUCCACUGACAUCACCCUGCUGCACCACAAAGUGUACAUGCUGACCUGUGCCCUCAAGACCACCCUCAACACUACCCUCAGCACACAGAAGCCUGAUCGCUCCUGUAAAGAGAGGGAGCCCCCCUCGCUCUCCGCCCCCCCUCGCCGAUCCACCCGCUCGUUUGUGGACUCCGUCAUGGUGGCCACCACUGAAGAGGCCGAUGAGACGGAUGAAUGUCCUUCGGCAGCACUGGGCAGUGGAAACAGCGCUUUCACUCGUGUCACCACCGCUAUCCCGCGGUACGUCUCCCGCUAA
This is a messenger RNA of Conger conger (European conger), 5004 nucleotides long. RefSeq names its product sperm associated antigen 5 (gene spag5). Gene Ontology annotation, biological process: cell division; regulation of attachment of spindle microtubules to kinetochore. Lineage: Eukaryota; Metazoa; Chordata; Actinopteri; Anguilliformes; Congridae. The transcript has 19 exons. The coding region runs from base 103 to 5004 and encodes 1633 amino acids. The record is from RefSeq and is a predicted model, not a curated record.